AUGGCUCUUCACCCGGCCCCCGAGAUCGCCCCCGCCGGCUCGGCCCAGAACACGCGCGCGGACCAGUUCACGCUCGCGUCCCUGUCCCGCGCCUCGCUGCACCCCUCGUCGCCCAUCCCCCAGUUCCACGACUGGUUCACGACGGCGCAGCAGUCUCACGCGGUGCCGCACCCGGAGACGUGCACCCUCUCGACGGCAUCGCUGCCUUCGGGGCGCGUAUCGGCGCGCAUGGUGUACCUCAAGGAACUUGACGCGCGCGGCGGCUUCGUUGUUUACACGAACCUUGGCACCUCGCGCAAGGCGGCCGACCUCGCGACCAACAAGCACGCGAGCCUGACCUUCUGGUGGGAGGCGCUGCAGAGGCAGGUCCGCGUUGAGGGCGUCGCCGGUCGCCUGAGCCCCGAGGAGAGUCAGGUCUACUUCGACACGCGCGUCCGCGGCAGCCGGCUGGGUGCAUGGGCCAGCAGGCAGAGCCAGGUGCUGGAGCCGCGGCCCGGCGUCGCGGGCGACGGCGAGGACGACGGGCGAGCACAGCUCGAGGACUGGGUGAGGGAGGUCGAGGAACGGUUCAAGGGCGAGGAGAAGAUUCCCGUGCCGGACUUCUGGGGCGGCUUGCGCAUCGUGCCGGAGAGGAUCGAGUUCUGGCAGGGCAGGGAGAACCGGCUGCACGAUCGCUUCGUAUACGACAAGGCCGAGGGGGAGGGGGAGGAGUGGACCAUUAACCGGCUGAGCCCUUAA
Molecule: messenger RNA, 738 nt
Organism: Colletotrichum higginsianum IMI 349063
Lineage: Eukaryota; Fungi; Ascomycota; Sordariomycetes; Glomerellales; Glomerellaceae
Product: pyridoxamine 5'-phosphate oxidase
Exons: 2
Coding region: 1-738 (245 amino acids)
Biological process (GO): pyridoxine biosynthetic process
Molecular function (GO): FMN binding; pyridoxamine phosphate oxidase activity
Source: RefSeq, a predicted model, not a curated record